Pyrus x bretschneideri (Chinese white pear) is the source of this 3274-nucleotide messenger RNA. RefSeq names its product squalene monooxygenase SE1. Gene Ontology annotation, molecular function: flavin adenine dinucleotide binding; squalene monooxygenase activity. The record is from RefSeq and is a predicted model, not a curated record. The transcript has 7 exons. Gene Ontology annotation, cellular component: endoplasmic reticulum; membrane. Bases 1370 to 2962 code for a protein of 530 amino acids. NCBI's taxonomy places the organism in Eukaryota, Viridiplantae, Streptophyta, Magnoliopsida, Rosales, Rosaceae. Gene Ontology annotation, biological process: sterol biosynthetic process.
GAAGAAACAGAAGAAGAGAAAGAAAGAAAAGAGAGAAAAGAAAUAAGAGAGAGAGAGUAGAGAAAGAUAGUGAGAGUUAUCUUUGUACUUUUAUUAUUUAAGAUCAUGAAAGAAAGCACUAUUGCUGCCUUGAGGAUGUGGGCAUACUUGCUGAAUCUCGUAAAUAUUGUGUCUUAUUUAUUUUAUAUUCCACUACACACAUAUCCUUAAUUUCACAACACACACAGAAUUUUCAUAGACUGUUUAGAAGUUAUAAAAAGUCUUUAUUCAAUAUAGGGUGAUUUUUGUUGACUCCUUAAAAGCCUAUAUUGAAUACACUUGAAUUUGAGAGUCAAGUAAAGUCCAUUAAACCCUAUACACAAUAACCUUCGUAAUAUUUAUGGCCGCUCUCUCGCUAUGUUGAGAGAGCCUUUAGUAGCAGAUACAUAUGACUUACUGCUUAACCUUUAAUCGUAGAGCGACAACUGUUCUUCAAAUAUGGUAUGAUGGUUUUGUAGUUUUUGGGAUUGGCAAGAACUAUGGAAAUGCCUCAUACUAAGAUUUGUUGCCAACAUGCAUGAUCAACAAAUGGUGGUGUGAUCUUACUCUCGAGACACCGUUUUUGUGGUUUGAGGGAUUCAAGCCAUGUUCUUGUCGUGUGUUAUUGCAAGGUCUUCGUAUGAUGGUAUGUUCUCCCGUGACUAGACUAUUGUAGAGCUUCAGUUGUGUUGUUAUUUUUUUCCCUCAAAGAAAAAUUAACACCUAUUAAGAGCAUAAUUAUCGUAAUACAAUAACAACUAUUAUAUGUACGUACAUUAAAAAAAUGACCUCCGAUCCUUACUCAAUGAAUUAAUUAUAGAAAGAUUGCGCGUAUCAAAACUCCCAUCCAUUACGCCAUUUCUUACUAAGAAAAUCAAUCUGAAUCUAUAAUAUAAUAACGACGAUGAUGAUGAUUGUGUGCUUUAUAUAGUCAAUCAUAGUAGAGAUAAAGUCCAACAAAAACUGACCGUUCAUUAGCAUUAUGUUGCGAUUGACACCUUUAAAUUGUCCACAAUUGACUCUAUCUUUGUCCUCUCUCUCCAUCCCACAUCAUUCUAUCCUAGGAUCACCCACACCCUACCACAACCGCACAUGAAUAUUAAAAAAUGGUCCCAUAACUUCAUCGGUAGGCGCCAACCCUCAAAGCUUAUAGCUUUUGCCCAACAACUGUCUAUAUAAACGCUUUCAAGUUCCCAUUGCUGUCUCACAACCAUAAGCACUUUCUCUCCUCUUCACAUUCACAACCAAAAACCACCACGUAAGUUUACAGAUUGUGAACAGCCAAAACCAAAAUCCCCAUUCUUCCAAAUUUUCAAUUUUAGCGGUACAUAUAUUUAUUUUGAUAUCAAAGAUGGAUUACCAGUAUGUUCUUGGUGGGGUGUUGGUUUCUCUGCUGGGGUCUGUUUUCUUCAUGAUCAUCAACACCACUCUCAGCGGCGAGAAGAAGAAGGUGGUCGAGAAAGAUUCCCGCAGCAUUAACGGAGAUGGGUACGUGAGGAUGCCGUCCCAGAACGGCAGUUUUCAACCGGAGAUUGCCAGCGGCACGGAUGUUGUCAUUGUCGGUGCCGGAGUUGCCGGUGCUGCCCUUGCUUACACUCUUGGAAAGGAAGGACGCCGUGUACAUGUGAUCGAAAGAGACUUAAGUGAGCCAGACAGAAUUGUUGGUGAGCUGUUGCAGCCUGGAGGCUAUCUCAAAUUGAUUGAGUUGGGUCUUGCGGACUGUGCAAAUGAGUCCAUUGAUGCUCAGAAAGUGUUUGGUUAUGCUCUUUACAAAAAUGGAAAUGACACAAAACUGUCUUAUCCCUUGGAAAACUAUACUUCAGAUAUCGCCGGAAGAAGUUUCCAUAACGGGCGUUUCAUCCAAAGAAUGCGUGAAAGGGUUGCAACUCUUAAAAAUGUGACACUAGAACAAGGAACUGUGACAACCCUAAUUGAAGAAAAGGGCACCGUCAAGGGUGUGAUGUACAAGAACAGGGCUGGAGAGGAGAUGAGAUCGUAUGCUCCACUGACAAUAGUAUGCGAUGGGUGCUUUUCAAAUCUCCGCCGCAAUCUCUGUACUCCAAAGGUUGACAAUCCUUCUUGCUUCGUUGGUUUGAUCUUGGAGAAUUGUGACCUUCCACAUGCAAACCAUGGACAUGUGAUUUUGGGAGACCCUUCACCCAUCUUAUUUUACCCUAUCAGUAGUACCGAGGUUCGUUGUUUAGUGGAUGUUCCCGGCACGAAAGUACCUUCAGUAGCUAACGGUGAAAUGGCGAAGUACUUGAAAACUGUGGUGGCUCCUCAGGUUCCCCCCCAACUCUUGAAGUCUUUUCUAGCGGCGGUCGAGAAGGGAAAUAUCAGAACAAUGCAAAAUAAAAGCAUGCCUGCUACUCCUGUUCCCACUCCUGGUGCAAUUUUAUUGGGUGAUGCAUUCAACAUGAGGCACCCUUUAACCGGAGGAGGAAUGACUGUGGCUCUUUCAGACAUUGUUCUUCUAAGGGAUCUUCUUAGACCCCUGACUGAUCUCAGUGAUGCACCAGCUUUGUGUGAAUAUCUCGAAUCAUUCUACACAUUGCGCAAGCCCGUUUCAUCUACUAUAAACACAUUGGCCGGUGCCUUGUACAAGGUAUUUUGUGCCUCACCUGACCCGGCAAGACAGGAAAUGCGAGAAGCAUGUUUCGACUAUUUGAGCCUUGGAGGCAUAUGUUCAUACGGACCUAUAUCGCUUCUCUCUGGACUUAACCCUCGUCCGAUCCAUCUGUUUCUCCAUUUCUUUGCUGUGGCAGUCUAUGGAAUCGGCCGCUUAAUGAUUCCAUUCCCUACGCCUAAACGUGUAUGGCUCGGGACUAGGUUGAUCUUGGGUGCAUCAGGAAUCAUAUUCCCCAUUAUUAAGGGUGAAGGAGUUAGACAAAUGUUCUUUCCUGGAACAAUCCCGGCAUAUUACAAUGCUCCUCCUCUUCAAUGAAGGAUCGGGAACAAGCAAUAUUGAAGUAUACAUGGAGACAAAAAAAGCAUGACUGCGAAGAAAUAUGGUUUCAAGCAGAGCAAUUCAAUUCAUACUCUUAUUUCUGACUACCGUAGAGUAUAGUGACAACACUCAUAAUUAAUGUACAUGAUAUUCAUACUCUUUUGUUUUAUUCUAUUGCAAUUAGAAUCAGAAGUUAUUGUUCUUUUUGUUGUGCAAGACCUUUUACACUUUCUAUGUAUUUUGCCUCCUACGAGGCGACGAAUUGUAUCAGAACUUUGUCCAAACAUUUGUUGUGGUAAAUUUUUGGUG